Branchiostoma belcheri (Belcher's lancelet) is the source of this 1638-nucleotide messenger RNA. RefSeq lists its product as uncharacterized. Bases 1 to 1638 code for a protein of 545 amino acids. Gene Ontology annotation, molecular function: nerve growth factor binding; death receptor activity; coreceptor activity. The transcript is spliced from 4 exons. Gene Ontology annotation, biological process: Rho protein signal transduction. Gene Ontology annotation, cellular component: cell surface; plasma membrane. NCBI's taxonomy places the organism in Eukaryota, Metazoa, Chordata, Leptocardii, Amphioxiformes, Branchiostomatidae. The record is from RefSeq and is a predicted model, not a curated record.
AUGAGAUCAAACAACCGCCGCCGCCUUAUUCACCGCGACUGCUGGCCGUUUUCCGAGCUGUUCUUGUCGAGGCGCGGCACCGCUGUCACCAGACGCCGUGGUGGACGCCCCCCGGAGCCGGCAGCUCGGCCAAGGGUUGAACCAGACAAGCAAUGUGAUUUUCUUCAACUAAGAAGAGAAACACAAACGAAGUACAGCUUACCAUUAAUUCUCAUUUCAGUAAAUAACACAGAAUCAGGCAUCAAACCUGCUCAAAACAUCACCCACUUGUGCCAACAAGCUUGGGAGAAUGUCUCCACUGUAAAGGUAGCGUUACGGGAAAACACUACUCUGCAGAUUGUUCCCAUGAGUAUAGACGGGUCCUGCCAUCCCCAAAUUGUUGCUAUAGCUGUUUCAGAUGUCAUAUCUAAAGGCAAUUCGACCAGGCCAUAUGCUCAGGAAGAAAUGACUAAUGUUACAUGUUUGGUCAACACUUGGGAGGAGGAGACCCACAAACAUGUCUUCACCGUGCCUUUGUCCAGCACUCUUGGUGGCGCCGUGUGUGCAGAAAACAUCCAGGCUACACGGACUGUGUCCAGCACCCCUGAUGGCACAGUGUGUCCAACAAAGACCCAUGCCACAUGGACUCCUAAUAGUACAUUGUUUACGAGAGAGAAGAUGGCACUGACCACUAGACAGCCUAAGAUCAAGACAACAAGGUUAACCUUGAAUCAUAGAACAAGUACAUGUAGUCCCUGUCCAAAUGAAACUGUGAAAGAGAGAUCCCCACAUGUAGCAAUCAUCAUAAUGGAAACUGUAAUAGGGGUGGUACUGGUAGAACUGCUUGUAGCGUACAUUAUCAGAAGACAGUGGUGUUGUUCACUGGGCGACCAACAAGGCCACCUUGCGGGAGCCAAUAGUACACCACCUAACAGGACUACACAGCAGUCAGGAGAGCAACAGUACAGUGAAAUUCCUGACGAGUACUACGACCAGCAAAACACAGCGACAUCAACCACGUCGCAGACUGAUCAUGAUUAUAGUCAGAUUCCUGAUGGCUACUUCAACUACUACAACACAAGACCAGGAGCACAACAUCAAGAUGGCAAGGACUACUCUGUAAGGUUUAACACUGCCGCAGCUGAGGUGGCCAUUCUUUCAUCAACUCGGCGGGGUUGCAAACACCCAUCCUACAAUACAGCCCCACAAGUCUGUAGAGACCCACAGAAUUACCAGAUACCUGCACAAGGACGUCGGACUAACAUCAGAACACCCAGAAUGCCUGAAACAGGCAGCAGUGGCCACCAAUAUAUGGGUUUGCUUGGUAACUGCAGACAUAGCAGGAGACCGCUAUCAUACCCUCAGGCAGUUCGUGUGCCUCAAGAUGACAAUGACUACUCUGUAAGAUUUAACACUGCUGCAGCUGAGGUGGUCGUUCCUUCAUCAACCCGACUGGGUGACAAACACCCAUCCUACGAAACAGCCCCACAAGUCUGGAGAGACCCACAGAAUUACCAGAUACCUGCACAGGGACGUAAUACAAACAUCAGAUCUCAAAGAAUUCCCGUAGCACGCAGUAGUAGUGAGCCACGAUAUAUGGGUUUGAUCGGUUCGCAAGGCACGUGGCAGCAACAGCUAGUUUCACCUCCCAAGCCAUGA